Messenger RNA from Scylla paramamosain (green mud crab), 2210 nucleotides. Its product is annotated as coiled-coil domain-containing protein AGAP005037-like. Bases 840 to 1538 code for a protein of 232 amino acids. NCBI's taxonomy places the organism in Eukaryota, Metazoa, Arthropoda, Malacostraca, Decapoda, Portunidae. Gene Ontology annotation, cellular component: cytoplasm. The record is from RefSeq and is a predicted model, not a curated record. The transcript has 9 exons.
CCUCCUCCUCCUCGUCAUCUAUUACUCUUUGAUUCCUCCUCCUCCUCCUCCUCCUAGUCGUCAUUUGUUAUUCUUUAGAUUUCUCGUCUUAGUCUUCCCCCUUCUCUCCACCACCACCACCACCACCACCACCACCACCACCACCACCUGUCCUCUCUACACAGUCCUGUCCUCUGUAACACUUUCCCCAUCAUCAUCCCCCCCUGUUCCUCCUCGCCCCACCCUCCCCCUCUCCUCUUCCCCUCCUCUGCCCCCACCCUGCUUGUCUCGGGCGCGCAGGUGCUGCCAUCUGCCGCCGCCUCGCCGCCCGCCACACACUCGCGUCGCCUGCUCGGGAUGUGAGGGCCGCUGCGGAAGGCUCCCGACCCCCGCUCAGUCUACCUCGCGUAUCCGAACACUGUCUCCGCCCUCCGUGCUAUCCGUAUCAGUAUCCUGAAGUAAAGGAAAAAAAAAUAAAAAAAAGAGAAGAGGGAAAAAAAUACGAAAACAGAAGAAAACAAGCAAAAGAAAGAGAGGAGAUGAGGAGGAGUUAUGAAUAAGGGGAAACGGGAAAGAUGAGGGGAAGGAGUGAGAGAAUAAUGAGGGGAGGGAGUGCAUAGUGAGAGUAGGGGUGGGUUGGGUGCUCCUCCCCUCUCUCUACCUCUCUUCUCUCUCUCCCUCACUCUCUCUUCUUCUCCCUCUCUUCCCCACAUCAUCACUGAUAUGCCUUACACUCCGUUUGUCUACGAUGUGUACGAUAAAAAUCGGUAUCAUUUGAGAAGUCAGUUUCCUUCAGCGAUGACCUGCCUGACCUCAGCACCCCCCCAAAGCAGCACGUCCCUGCAGCCGAGAAACAGCCUAUGAAGCCAGCGAUCAAGUGCUCCACCCUGCCCAGGAUGUCCUCCCAAGUCCCCCCCGCCCUCGCUUGGCUCUCCCCCCCGACCCGCAGACGCCAUCUUGCCCACCAUGUGUCGGCUCUUGCAGACUCCUUACGUGCAAAUAAUGGAGAGGCUCUCAGACCACUCAAGCCUGCCUCCACCCCCACUCCUCCUCCCACUACUACUACUACUACCACUACUACCUCUACCACCUCCCUCAAGCCACUGCCUCCGCCAAAACCUCCCAAUUUGAUGCUCACACGACCAUCUCUUUCACUUCAGAAUUCAACAGACCUGCGGCUCUCCCCUGAGGUGUACAACCAGCUGAGGGUGCUGCAGAAGAAGGCUAAGGAACUGCGCACUGACGUCAGGAACCUCUGCAAGACUUCCCAGGCCAAUGCUCUUACUAUGAAGGAGUUACUUAGGGACACUAUCAGCAAGAUUACGUCGGUGCUUCAGUCUAAUGAAGAGAGCUUACUGCAAGGCACCUCGGAUGCCGAGAGGGCGAGGAUACAGCGGGAGGAGGCAUCUUACCGGCAGGACAUGAACAAGCUGGACAAGGACCUCUGUGACCUGGAGUUGAAAGUGGAGGAACUGCGGAACAACGUAAUCAACCGGCGACUCCGUGUCAACAUGUCAGAUGUGAAAAACAUGGCACUUAUCCUUUCUAGGUCAAGGUGAGGCAGUGGAGGGGUGGACUGGGAGAGGGGUAGGAAGUAAGGAAGUGAGUAGGGAAGAGUGAUAAACAAGUUGAAGGGUGGAUGGGUGGACUGGGAGAGGGGUAGGAAGUAAGGAAGUGAGUAGGGAAGAGUGAUAAACAAGUGGAGGGGUGGAGGGGUGGACUGGGAGAGGGGUAAGAAGUGAGGAAGUAAGAAGAAAAGCCUGAUAAAUAAAUGGAGUGGUUGAGAGAUGGAUAGAUAGGGAUGUGGGAUGGAAAUGGAAAAGAUUAAUAGAUAAAUGGAUAGGUUGAUAUACUGUAGAUAGAUAAGUGGACAGGUUGAUAAGUAGACAGGUAGAUGGGCUCAAAUUUCCUUAGAUUAACCUGUGAAUGUCUGUAGAUGAAGAUAAAAUUAUUAUUAUUAUUAGUAGUAGUAGUAGUAGUAGUAGUAGUAAUAGUAAGGAGGAGGCAGUAGACACCUGCCGAAACAAUAAUUACUCCCAGUGAGGUCUAAAGCACUGUUCAGUGGGUGCUGUGAACUUACCAUUAAACCCAGCUGUGACCUCACUGAACGUUUCCCUUUGUGUCUCACAACACAAGGGGGCAGUCACAGCCUGCCCUCUAAAGACAACUCUCUUCCUCCACACAAAACUACAAGCACCUAAUAACACACACACCCUUCACUCAAAAAUUUU